UCUUUGUAUUCGUGUGCACUUGUUUCCAUAUUGUAGCAGAAUAGGGGAUUUUUUUAACCAAAACUUCAUAUGUAAUUGAACGCAGCUAGAAUUGCAGCAUCCAAGGAAAGAAAAGCACCCAGGUGUUAAGUUCUGAGCUGCCGCUUAGUGGACGUUGUAAUAGCGCACAUUAAGAAAUGGCACAUCCACAGCGCAUUGUGUUUGCAUUUUACUGCAUUCUGCUAGUUAAUAUAGCAGCGGUGUGUGGGCUAACAUCCAGAGGAAAUUUUGAUGAUUACCAAAAUGAAGUGUACAGUGACUACGCGAUGGAUGGCAACAAAAAACUUCGUUUUCCAUUUCUGAUGCCCUCAGUUCGACCAACAACUCCGGAAUUGUACUUAUGCACUCCCAUUAAAGUUGACCCAACAACAACUUAUUAUAUUGUGGGCUUUGAACCUAACGCAACGAUGAAUACGGCACAUCAUAUGUUAUUGUAUGGUUGCGGGGAACCAGGAACAACCAAAACAACUUGGAACUGUGGAGAAAUGGCAAAGGCAUCUUCUGAAGAAACGGCUAGUCCUUGUGGUUCACAUUCUCAUUCUCAGAUAUUGUAUGCCUGGGCGCGGGAUGCACCAAAACUUGAAUUGCCUACGGGAGUUGGCUUCAAAGUAGGGAAGGGCACGCAAAUAAAAUAUAUGGUUUUGCAAGUACAUUAUGCUCACAUUGAUAAGUUUAAAGAUGGCUCUAGAGACGAUUCUGGCGUAUUUUUACAAUAUACGGAGGAACCUUUAACGAAACUAGCUGGUGUUCUUUUAAUGGGCACUGGUGGAAGCAUUCCUCCCGUGGCUACAGAGCAUAUGGAAAGCGCAUGUGAAAUUACUGAGCACAAGACAAUCUAUCCAUUUGCCUACCGAACCCAUACACAUAGCUUAGGAAAAGAAGUAUCUGGAUAUAGAGUGCGAUCAAAUGAUCGAGGCAUUCAAGAAUGGACUUUGCUUGGAAAGCGAGAUCCGCUGACACCACAGAUGUUUUAUCCAGUCGAAAACAAGUCUCCCAUUUUAUUCGGCGAUUUUGUUGCUGCAAGGUGUACCAUGAAGAGUUUUCGGCAUCGUGUAACGGAGAUUGGCGGUACCAACGAGGAUGAAAUGUGCAAUUUUUAUCUCAUGUACUAUGUGGACCACGAGGAACCUCUGGACAUGAAAUAUUGCUUCAGCCAAGGUCCUCCAUCUUAUUAUUGGGCCAAUCCGGAUACUGGCCUGCAUAACAUUCCACAUAUCUAAAAAAAUAUAUAUACUUUGAAAAACUCAAAUGCCCGAAAUUGUGUGAAAAAGGAAACCUAACGUAUACCCACUGAUUCCCCUGCAUUAUUUCUAUCGAAUAUUAUAUUAAAUGAGCGGAUAUGAUCAACGUUGAACGUCAUAUUGUACCUUGUAUGUGUGUGUGUACCUUUUUAAUAUUAUUAAAAUGACCUAUUUUUUGUGUAACUAUGUAAAUAAAAUAAAAAAAAAUAUGUA
Messenger RNA from Scaptodrosophila lebanonensis, 1493 nucleotides. RefSeq names its product peptidylglycine alpha-hydroxylating monooxygenase (gene Phm). Gene Ontology annotation, cellular component: extracellular region; membrane. Bases 177 to 1259 code for a protein of 360 amino acids. Gene Ontology annotation, molecular function: oxidoreductase activity, acting on paired donors, with incorporation or reduction of molecular oxygen, reduced ascorbate as one donor, and incorporation of one atom of oxygen; copper ion binding. Gene Ontology annotation, biological process: peptide metabolic process. The record is from RefSeq and is a predicted model, not a curated record. The transcript is spliced from 8 exons. Lineage: Eukaryota; Metazoa; Arthropoda; Insecta; Diptera; Drosophilidae.